AUGGGGAAGUCCAAAGGGCCGCGAUGUGAUGCGGAAGGGAGCCGUUGUAGUGUACCACUUGCCAUGUGGGAUUUUGAGCAGUGCGACCCCAACGCCUGUUCUGGCCGCCGGCUACAUCGCCGGAAUGCGCUGCGGUUGCUGAAGUUGCGAGAGCCUUUCCGAGGUGUAGUUCUUACACCAACAGCUGUAGAAACAUUGAGCCCAGCAGACGCGGGUUUGAUUGCACAGCUUGGAGUGGCUGUUGUUGAUUGCUCGUGGAAUCAGUUGGAUGCCGUGCCAUGGCGUCAGAUGAAGAUGGGCGCCCCACGCCUGCUUCCGUUCCUAGUGGCAGCCAACCCCGUGAAUUAUGGUCGGCCGCAAGAACUAAACUGCGCAGAGGCACUCGCUGCAGCGUUAGCUAUCGCUGAUCGUAUGGAUGAUGCAAGAGCUGUCAUGUCGUAUUUCUCAUGGGGUGCAAGUUUCUUUGAUAUCAACGCGGAACUUCUGGAAGGGUACCGGGGGUGCCGUAAUGCGGCUGAGGUGCUUGAGUUUCAGGAGCAGCACGUGGAAGCAGAGAAGAGGAGAAGUACUGCGCAAAGGGAAAUGGAUUUUGACAAUGUUGAUCUCUCGGAUGUUGGUCCACUCAACGUGAAGAGGGGUAAACUCAAAAAUAGACAUGCGUGGGAAGUAAAUACUGAAGAAAACAGCAGCUCGUCUGAUGAUUGCGGUGAAGAAACAGACGAAGAGUUGGGGAAGGUCGAUGAAGAAACUAGUGAGGAAGAAGAGCAAGUGGUUAGCGAGUGUAACGGAGUAUGA
Messenger RNA from Trypanosoma brucei brucei TREU927, 795 nucleotides. RefSeq lists its product as hypothetical. Gene Ontology annotation, biological process: maturation of SSU-rRNA. Gene Ontology annotation, molecular function: rRNA small subunit aminocarboxypropyltransferase activity. The record is from RefSeq and is a predicted model, not a curated record. Bases 1 to 795 code for a protein of 264 amino acids. The transcript has a single exon. Lineage: Eukaryota; Euglenozoa; Kinetoplastea; Trypanosomatida; Trypanosomatidae.